Procambarus clarkii (red swamp crayfish) is the source of this 2163-nucleotide messenger RNA. It is a transcript of the gene BckdhA, whose product is annotated as Branched chain keto acid dehydrogenase E1 subunit alpha. Gene Ontology annotation, molecular function: oxidoreductase activity, acting on the aldehyde or oxo group of donors, disulfide as acceptor. Gene Ontology annotation, biological process: branched-chain amino acid catabolic process. Lineage: Eukaryota; Metazoa; Arthropoda; Malacostraca; Decapoda; Cambaridae. The record is from RefSeq and is a predicted model, not a curated record.
UCACCUAAAGGUGCUUACUCAAGUGUGCGGCGAUCAGCUGUGAAGGAUGGCGGCAAGUGCCAGGUUUAGUUGGUGUCUGCUCGCCGGUGCCAGGGCCAGGAGCUGGAGCGCGACCUCUGGUGCCACCCACGACUGGAGAGUGACGAGGGCCGGCCACAGGCACCCAGUCACAGCCCUCAUCACCAGGGCUCUGAGCUCCAGCUUAGAAGAACAACCUAAUUUUCCCGGAUCCCGCUCCAAGUGGACCGAGAAGCUUGAUUUUGUGCAGCCCGAUCUUUAUGAUGGCAUUCCUGUAUAUCGUGUCAUGGACCGUAAGGGGCAGCUUAUCGAUGAAGCGUCUGAUCCCAAGCUAGGUGAGGAGGUGGUGGUGCGCAUGUAUCACAGGAUGACUCUACUAAACACUAUGGAUCGCAUUAUGUACGAGUCACAGCGCCAGGGACGAAUAUCCUUUUACAUGACGAACUAUGGUGAAGAAGGAACUCACAUUGGCUCGGCUGCAGCUCUUGAUGAAGGGGACCUUGUGUACGGUCAAUACCGUGAAGCAGGUGUACUGAUGUGGCGAGGGUUCCCCCUGGACCGCUUUAUGAACCAAUGUUAUGGCAAUGAAGGAGAUAAAGGCAAGGGGAGACAGAUGCCGGUCCAUUAUGGGUCCCACGAGCACAACUUUGUCACCAUUUCUUCACCAUUAGCCACACAGAUGCCUCAAGCUGUUGGAAGUGCAUACGCCUACAAGCGCGCCCAAAAUGGCAAGUGUGUCAUCUGUUACUUUGGAGAAGGAACGUCCAGUGAAGGUGAUGCUCACGCUGCAUUCAAUUUCUCUGCAACCCUUGAGUGUCCUGUAAUCUUCUUCUGUCGUAACAAUGGAUAUGCCAUUUCAACCCCUACGAGUGAGCAGUAUCGGGGAGAUGGUGUAGCUGCUCGAGGACCAGCAUAUGGAAUGGCCACCAUUCGUGUCGAUGGCAAUGACGUUUUUGCCGUGUACAAUGUCACCAAAGCUGCACGUCACAUUACCAUUACGGAAAAUCGACCAGUUCUCAUAGAAGCUAUGACUUACAGAAUUGGCCACCAUAGCACAUCAGAUGACAGCUCGGCUUACCGCUCUGUAGACGAGGUGCGUCACUGGGACUCGACGCAGCACCCUAUUGCACGCUUACGUGCCUACAUGACUGCUCAAGGAUGGUGGGAUGAAACAAAGGAAAAACAAUGGAAAGAUGAUUGUAAACGCCAGGUAAUGCAGGCCUUUGCUAGAGCCGAGCGUCGUCUGAAGCCUAGUUGGAAAGAAAUGUUUACAGAUGUCUACAAGGAAAUGCCUAACCACAUUCGAGACCAGUAUGAGUACAUGAAUGCUCAUGUCGAGGAAUACGAGGACCAUUAUCCUGUCAAGAAUUUUGCGAAAUAGGAUUUAUUAUGCCUUAGAAAAGUACAGAUAUAAAAUUAGCUAUUGGAGUGUAGCUGAUAAUAGGUCUGCCAUUUAUCCACGUAUAUUUAAGCUGCUGUACAGUAUAUUUAUUUCAAGGUUUGAACAAAUUGAAAAAAUGCCUCCCUAUAGUAUUUUAUUUUGUGGUACUCUUUACUGAAACUGUCAAAAGCAUUUAUGUAUGCAUUUGUGUUUUCAUGCAGUGAAGAAAAGUAGGAAGAUUCUGCAAUUUAUUAAAAUUAGUACUUGAGAAUCAUUGGAUUUUGUUUUGUGACAAUGUGUGUGGGGAUUGGUUAGCAUUGCUCUGUCCAUACAAGCUGAGGCGGGACCAAAGAGCCAAAGCUCAACCCCCGCAAGCACAAUUAGGCGAGUACAAGUUGGCUAAUACACUGUCGUGGAUGUGGAGCUCAUGGUUGCGUUCCCUGAUCAUCCAAAGUGGUUAGAAUAUUAGAACAAGUUCGUAAAGUGUUGUUGAAUGUUUUCAUACAUUUCAUUCCUCUCGAUUGUGUCACGUGACUUAAGAACAUGAGAAGAUUUAUUAUUAGUGUCCCCGACUUGGUGCUGUCUUUUGAUAAUUACCAAUUUAUUAUUAGCCCGUGUAAUGCAGCUGCUAUUUAAGCACUAUCUUCUUGAGGUUAUCUUGAGAUGAUUUCCGGGCUUUAGUGUCCCCGCGGCCCGGUCCUCGACCAGGCCUCCACCCCCAGGAAGCAGCCCGUGACAGCUGACUAACACCCAGCUACCUAUUU